Aegilops tauschii subsp. strangulata is the source of this 890-nucleotide messenger RNA. Its product is annotated as heavy metal-associated isoprenylated plant protein 23. Gene Ontology annotation, molecular function: metal ion binding. Lineage: Eukaryota; Viridiplantae; Streptophyta; Magnoliopsida; Poales; Poaceae. The record is from RefSeq and is a predicted model, not a curated record.
UAAAUGUACAACCAUUAGCCAGUUAAGCAAGCCGAUUAAGCAAGCAUCUGCCUUCAAUAUCUCCUGUAUUUUCUCAUCUAAUUAGCCACGCUUGAAGUUCAUACUUGAACCAUAUUUCCUGCUCUUCUUCGUGCUAAUCGGCUGGCCACUUCCAGAAACCAAUUUCUGUCCUCAGUUUUAGUAUUGUGAUUCUAGAUUAGAAAAAAGAGAACCAGGUGAUCGAGCGAGGUGAGGCAAUGGGAGGCACCCUGCGGUUCCUGUCGGAUGUGCUGCUAGGUAGCAGCAGCCAGAGGCAGCACAGCAAGAAGCGGAGGCAGUUCAACACGGUGGAGCUCAAGGUGAAGAUGGACUGCGACGGCUGCGAGCUCAAGAUCCGGAACACCCUCGCCAACAUGAGAGGAGCUCAGUCGGUGGAGAUCAACCGGAAGCAGCACAAGGUGACGGUGAAGGGGUUCGUGGAGCCGCAGCGUGUGCUGAGGAGAGUCCAGUCGACGGGGAAGCGGGCCGAGCUCUGGCCGUACGUGCCUUACACAAACCCCUACAUGGCGCCGGUGUACGACAAGCGGGCUCCCGCCGGCCACGUGCGCAAGGUGGAAGGUGUCAUGCCGGUCUCCGCCGGGCAGGAGGAGCGCCUCGCCACGAUCUUCAGCGACGACAACCCAAACGCCUGCUCCGUCAUGUAGUCAUGCUCAUGCAAGUCACUGCGCCAAAAGACCCUUUGCUUCUUCUUCCUUUUUCGGGGGUGAUUCCUACCAAACGACCCUCUGCUGAACUUUCUCCACCGACAGACUAUAAAAUAGCCCAUUAGUAGAACUACUAUUACAAAACUCGUCAACGAUGCUUGUAACAAAAGACUCAUAUUUUUAAUAAUUUAACAAAGUACUGUAAUA